This is a messenger RNA of Thamnophis elegans (Western terrestrial garter snake), 3427 nucleotides long. RefSeq names its product acyl-coenzyme A thioesterase 1-like. The coding region runs from base 1553 to 2914 and encodes 453 amino acids. The record is from RefSeq and is a predicted model, not a curated record. Gene Ontology annotation, molecular function: fatty acyl-CoA hydrolase activity. The transcript is spliced from 3 exons. Gene Ontology annotation, biological process: acyl-CoA metabolic process; fatty acid metabolic process. NCBI's taxonomy places the organism in Eukaryota, Metazoa, Chordata, Lepidosauria, Squamata, Natricidae.
AACUUGCACAAUUGGUGGCUGACUAAAUACUUUUUUGCCCCACUGUAUGGAUGGUGCUUAACUAUUGUAUUUUGCCUCUGGAUAUUCAUCAAAGAAAAACAGCACUGAGAAACCAUAAUUGAUGAGGGCAUUCAGUUUCUUUGCCAUUUGUAUUUUUAGCCUGCUAGCUAGGAUAUUUUUGUACAACGGUCACGUGCUCUUUCAAAAAAGGGUCAAACAGACGCUCAAUAAUAGCCCAGUUGACAAGUUAAAAAAUAUGGAGGGUGGCACAGGGUCAAAUGGGAGUGACUAAAAUCAAGUAGAGAUGGCAGCAGUGGCAUCGAGCAACCAAGAAGUCCAGGUGACCGGCAGACCCAGAAACAGCUAUGGGUUGUCAUGGGAAGUGGCAAUGGGUUAGAGCAGAUGUUCAGUACUGCACAAUUGUUGGAAUGAAGGUUAAAAUGACACAGUUCCCCAAGGCAUAAGUAACUAUAAUUCAGUGCAUGAACAGCUAUUGCAGCUGUAUAAUUAGGGUUCCAGGCAUGUUGACCAGACAGAGGAAGUUGUACCUCUUGUACUCAAAUCCACAGAAUAAACGUAGUAAAAAGAAAGGAAAAUGCAUCAAAUGUCCAGUGGAGUUUAAUCACAUGAUUGUGUGUGUGUCAUCAUUUUGAUGAAGUCUUGAUUUGUGGCAGACAAAUAUGCCAUGAGGAUGUGCUUUAAAAAAACAAUAAUGAAGAAAUCUUUCUACCAUGGUUAAGAGUCAAAUGAGGAACAUCCUAGAGAAGGCUUUUUAAAAAAAAUAUUUGUUUUUAAAAUAACAGGAAAAAAAAUCCCAAAAGCAACAAGAAACAUAAGUACAUGUUUUAAAGAAAAAAAAUCCAUAACAAGUGCUUAAAACUUAGUGAAAAUUUAUUCACCUAUUUUCGAGCCUUAGAGAAUGCUUAAGACAGUAACUCAUUGUCCAGAAUGCAAUUUAUUCUUUGCCAAUAUAUCUGCUUCAUUUAAUAUCAAUCUGGGCCACAAGCAAAUACUUAAGGCAAGCAAAAAACUUUCCAUUAACCCCUAAGCCUUGUCCAUUUGUAUUUACGGUUCAUUGAUACUGGCUGAGGAAUUCUGGACAUUGAAGUCCCCUCAAUUUUAAAAGUUUCUAGGGUUGUGAAGCCCUGGCGUAGAUCAGUUGCCGAGUUGUGUUGCAAGUUCUUAACAUUUUAAAAAUACGGCUGUUCUAUUCUACAAGCACUUAUCUGAGAACAAUACUACUGCAUGUCUAUAUAGCGAAGACCAGGAAGUUCAGUGAAAUCUAGCUGCAACUAAAUUUAUCUAAGGCCGAAAGAAAUAAGGCGACGCACAUUUGUUCAUUCUGACUAAAUUAUCAACCCGAGAAACGCGAUAGGAGGAGUCACUCCAACGCGGAAGAACGAAGACCAGGCUCGUCGCAAAAAGAGGGCGGCGAACACUCGAUCGACAGCUCCACCAGUGCGACCUGCCUUGCUCCAAAAAGUGCCAAGACGCGAAUUAAUUUAGCGUGGGAGUCGCGGUGCCAACAGGCGUGACGUCGUUUACGAGCAAAAUGUUACGGGGCUGCUUGAGUCACUGCUGGCGAAGGACUUCCAUUGUGAGCUUCGGUGGUUGGCGGAACCGGCGGGCGCGCUUUUCCGCCUCUGCUCGUGUCAUGGAGCCUCGCCUCAGCUUUUCUCCCGCCGACCACAGCCUCUUCGAUCAGCCGCUGGCCAUCUCGGUGGAAGGGCUCGGGCCCGAGCAGGAGAUCGGGCUCCGUGCGUCGCUGGAAGAUGAGAAAGGGGAGCGCUUCGAGUCGCACGCCUUCUACCGAGCAGACGGCGAAGGGAGGCUGGAUCUGCAGCGCUCGCCGGCGCUUGAAGGCGGGACCUUCUCGGGUUUGGAGCCGAUGGGGCUGCUGUGGUCGCUGCAGCCGCUAAAACCCCUCAGGCGCCUGGUGAAGCGCGACGUCGAGCGCCCCUUUCUCCUGGAGCUGGAGGUGUUAGAAAGGCUGGGAGCGACUUUGCCUGGUCGCGUCCUGGCCAAGGGCUCCCACGAGCGGAGAUUCCUGGCCGACGGGGUGAAGAGACUCCCGGUGCGGGAAGGGAGCAUCCGGGCCACUCUUUUCCAGCCUCCCGGUAAAGGCCCUUUUCCAGGUAUCAUUCAGAUACCUGGAACUGGAGGAGGGAUUCCAGAAAGUUCAGCAUGUCUGUUGGCCAAUCAUGGCUUUGCCGUGUUAGCUUUGGCCUAUUAUGGAUAUGAAGAUCUUCCUAAGGACAUGACGGAAUUGCAUCUGGAGUACUUUGAAGAAGCUGUCAAUUAUAUGCUAAAACAUCCAGUGGUUAAAGGUCCAGGAAUUGGCGUGUUGGGACACUCCAAAGGGGGUGACAUCUGUAUCUCCAUGGCCUCAUUUUUAAAAGGCAUCACAGCAAUAGUCACCGUUAACGGUUCUAUAGCCAAUGUAGCUGUAGCAGUACGCUACAAGGACAUCACCAUUCCACCUCUCGGCAUUAAUAUAAAUCGAGUCAAAAUUGAUCAGAAUGGAUUCUAUGACAUUAUUGAUGUUCUGAACAACCCGCUUGAGGGCACUGACCGCCAAAGCUUAAUUCCAUUGGAGAAAGCUGAGGGACGCUUUCUUUUUAUUGUGGGCAUGGAUGAUCAUAAUUGGAAGAGUGAAUUUUUUGCCAAUGAAGCUGCCAAACAUUUACAAGCUCAUGGAAAAGACAAACCUGGAAUAAUUUGCUAUCCUGAAGCAGGUCAUUACAUUGAACCUCCUUAUACACCACUCUGCCCUGCUUCAAUCCACUUUUUGGUGGGCAAAACAGUGGUCUGGGGUGGGCAACCCAGAGCACAUGCAGCAGCGCAGGUGGAUGCUUGGAAGCAGAUUCAAAACUUCUUUCAUCAAAUCCUCAAUGGCAGCAAAAACAAAUUGUGACUGAAUUAGUUAUGACCUGGGUUUCAGCAUGUAUGUUUGCUAAGCUAAAUACUGGGGAUGUGAGAAUAAUGCUGGGAAUGGAUAUGAAAUGGCGAGAAGAAAACUCAUAGGUGAUAAAUCCCAUUUGAACACUCUUUAUCUAGUUUUCAAAUAUUUUUGCAUUCUAUAUUAAAAUGCUGAAGAUUAAGAUCUGCAUCCAGGCAAGAGCACCAGAUGGUGGCCCUACAGUGUGAUCUUAAUUUAUUAGUUUAUUUAAAUCUAUAGGUUCAAAGUCCCAGCCACCUUCUCAUUCCAAAUGACAACUAAGUUCUUAAGCAAAUUGCACCAGACCUUCAGGAAUAACCGGGAAUAAACUCCCUUUGGAGUCCAACUGGGCUUGAAUGAGGAACAGCAUCAAGCACUGAGCCCUCAUUCUCUGAGAGUGACCUGCCCUUGGACUCUCUGCCUGCCUGCACUUGUCAAUGCGUUACAGGUAGUCCUCAAUUUAUAACCACAAUUAAGACCAAAAUUCCU